Messenger RNA from Guillardia theta CCMP2712, 768 nucleotides. RefSeq lists its product as hypothetical. Gene Ontology annotation, cellular component: Golgi apparatus. Lineage: Eukaryota; Cryptophyceae; Pyrenomonadales; Geminigeraceae. The record is from RefSeq and is a predicted model, not a curated record. Bases 1 to 768 code for a protein of 255 amino acids. The transcript has 6 exons. Gene Ontology annotation, molecular function: GDP-fucose transmembrane transporter activity; antiporter activity.
AUGUUCUGCUCCUCUUCCAUGCUGGUUGUCAACAAGGUGGCGAUCAGUCUGUUCCCUGCUCAGAACCUCUUGCUCAUUCUUCAGCUUGCGUCCUCUGCGACGUUUCUGUGGAUCAUGGGGAUGAUGAAGAUUUUUCCUGUUGACCCACUUGAUAUGAACAAGGUGAAACAAUCAUGGAUGGUAGCGAGCGUUUUCCUCCUCAACAUUUACACCAACGUGAUGGCAUUGAAGAGCUGCAACGUAGAGACAGUGAUCGUCUUCCGCUCCCUCACAACUGUCUUCAUCGCCAUCGGAGAUGCUCGGGUCCUGCAAGGGAAGCAACGACCGAAAGCCUCUGUUCUGAUCUGCCUGCUUUCUAUCGUCGUUUGUACAUUAUUCUAUGUGCGAAGUGAGAGCACGGAGAUGAUGCAUUCUCGCAGCUACUUCUGGUUGUUUGCCUACAUGUUUGCACAGACGGCAGAUUGUCUCUACAUCAAGCACAACGUCAACACAGUCAACAUGUCUUCAUGGGGUCGAUCCUACUACAACAAUGUGCUCGCUCUCGGCCCUCUCUCCAUCCCGUGGAUCUUGUCGGAGGAUGAGAGCUGGGAGCACCUGGCACAGCAGGUGUCCGCCACCUCCUACUCAGUGAUAGGGAACAUGAACAAAGUUCUCACCAUCAUCAUCAACUACACCAUUUGGAAGAAACAUGCGUCUGAGCUGGGGUUGUUCUGGUUGCUGGGCUGUCUUGUUUCAGGGUAUGCGUACAGCGUCGUGCAGGACAAGUGA